Messenger RNA from Epithele typhae, 1773 nucleotides. Its product is annotated as Flavocytochrome c. NCBI's taxonomy places the organism in Eukaryota, Fungi, Basidiomycota, Agaricomycetes, Polyporales, Epitheliaceae. The record is from RefSeq and is a predicted model, not a curated record. The coding region runs from base 1 to 1773 and encodes 590 amino acids. Gene Ontology annotation, molecular function: FMN binding; heme binding; oxidoreductase activity. The transcript is spliced from 6 exons.
AUGGCCCAAGUUAUCGUCGUCGGUGGCGGUCUUGCCGGCCUCUCGGCUGCGCACACACUCCUUGAGCGCGGAGCCAACGUCCUCCUGCUCGACAAACAGCCUUUCAUGGGAGGCAACUCCACCAAGGCGACGUCCGGUAUCAAUGGUGCUGGCACGCAGACCCAGCAGGAGCUCGGCAUUCCCGACAACGCGAGAGUCUUCUUCGAGGACACGAAGAAAUCGGCUCGUGACCUCGCACGCGACGAUCUCAUCCGCGUCCUCACCGGCCGCUCAGGAGAUGCCGUCAAUUGGCUACAGGACAAGUUCGCCCUCGACCUCUCCAAGGUUGCCCGGCUUGGUGGCCACUCCCAGCCCCGUACGCACCGCGGCAACGCCCAGUUCCCCGGUAUGGUCAUCACCUACGCCCAGAUGGAGCGCCUCGAGGAUCUCGCGGAGAGCAUCCCCGACCGCGUAAAGAUCAAGAAGAAGGCGCGCGUCACGAAGCUUGUGAAAGACGAGGCUGGCGCGGUCGUUGGCUGUGAGUACACCUCCGGUGGCAAGACCGAGACCGCAUACGGCCCCGUUAUCCUUGCGACUGGUGGCUACGCUGCCGACUUCACCGAGAACUCCCUCUUGAAGAAGCAUCGCCCCGAAUACUACAACCUGUCCACUACCAACGGCGAGCACUGCACCGGUGACGGUCAGAAGAUGGCCAUGGCCGCUGGGGCCAGCGCCAUCGACCUCGAGAAGGUCCAGGUACACCCGACUGGUCUCAUUGACCCUAACGAGCCCAGCGCGAAGGUGAAAUUCCUGGCCGCCGAGGCUCUCCGUGGUGUUGGUGGCCUCCUUCUCGACAACACCGGUGCGCGUUUCGUCGACGAGCUCCAGCACCGUGACUAUGUCACUGGCAAGAUGUGGGAGAACGGCAAGUUCCCAAUCCGUCUCGUUCUCAACGGCCCCGCCUCAAAGGAGAUCGAGUGGCAUUGCAAGCACUACGUUGGCCGUGGGCUCAUGAAGCGCUACGAGAGCGGUGAGGCGCUCGCGAAGGACAUGGGCAUCUCACCAGCUACGCUCAAGAAGACGUUCGACGACUACAACGCCGUCACGAAGUCGAAGAAGGACCCCUUCGGCAAAAAGUUUUUCGCCCCUGGCGAGUGGAAGAUGGACGACAUCUUCAACGUCGCCCAGAUGGAACCCGUCCUACACUACACUAUGGGUGGUCUCGAGAUCGACGCCGAGUCGCGUGUCGUCGACAAGACUGGAAAGCCUAUCCCUGGUCUUUUUGCCGCGGGUGAGGUCGCGGGUGGUGUGCACGGCGCCAAUCGUCUCGGUGGUAGCUCACUGCUUGGUUGUGUCGUGUUCGGUCGUGUCAGUGGCGACUCGGCGGCGUCCUACCUCCUUCAGCGUGUCGGCCCUCUGGCUGAGAAGGCUGCUGGCCGUCUUGGUGCCGUUGCUAGUCAUAUUGGGGCUGAGAGCAGCUCAAGCAAGCCUACCACCGCGUCCACCUCGGAGGAAAAGAAGACAAGCUCUUCGUCGUUGUCAUCAUCAUCAUCAUCUGGAGGCGCGUGGACGGCCGACGAGGUCGCGAAGCACAACAAGAAGGAUGACUGCUGGGUGAUCAUCGACGGCAAGGUCCUCGACGUCACCAGCUUCCUCCCCGACCACCCUGGAGGCGAGAAAGCCAUCAUCUUGUACGCUGGCCGCGACGCGACGGAGGAGUUCAACAUGCUCCACGACCCCAAGGUCAUUCCCCGGUAUGCGCCGGAAUCGGUGAUCGGCUCAGUGAAGAAGUAG